GCCACUCUUCUCCAGCUCCAACACAGAUCAUCAAAAUGUCGGAGCGAAGACCACAACAGAGAGAGGAGAGCUCUACGAGCCUUGCCCUCAAGUCUGCCCUUCAGGGGCUGGCCAUCUUCGCCCUCUCCCAGUUCGUUAUCCAACGGAUCUUCCCUUCGAAGCAAGCCGCAAAUGUCUCCGGUGGACGCUCAGGCAUCCCGUCCUGGGCGGAUCGGCCCGAUCAAAGCACAAUCACCAACGCGACGGUCUUCCCGCACUACGUUGCACCUAUGUGGGAGCAAGAAAAUAUCGGAUUGGACAUUGACAUCUUUAUUUCGCCGUACCUCACCAUCCCAUCACUGAAGAAAGUUCCGAAGGAUAUCAAGGUCCUCGAGGAGAAGAACUUUACUGUUGGAGACUGGAACGAGAACAGGGAGAUCGCCACGGAAAUUUUCGUUCCAAAGGCAGUACAGAAUAACGGCACCCUCUGGGCUCACUUCUACGUUGCACUUUCGGGACACCAGCUUGACCCGAGCGAAAAGGACUACGACCCUGAGACCGCUUAUCAUUUCGUCCGGCCACUAAAUCAGUAUUUGCCUAAAAAGAAGGUAAAGAAGCUGAGGAACCUGCUCGAUGCCAAAAAUGAAACCGAGCCGGAGGAGGAGGCUCCGAAAAAGGUUGAAUUCGGAUCAUUCUAUCAUCCAAACGUCAGUCUCUCCCUGAUUCCAGACAGCGGAACUUUGAACUAUCAAGUAAUGCACCCUGGUGUCCGUCAGUUCGUUCAACUAGAAAGGACCGGUGCAAGAGACGCUUCGGGACAGAACGGAUGGUACUAUCCUAUUAUCUUUGUCAAUACUUUUUGGCAACUAAGAGGCCAUAUGAUUGAGUUGAAUUCCACGGUUGAAACGCUUCCUCUUCGAAUUUCCCUCAAUAACCUCAAGAAUUGGAAGUUCAGCAUUUACGCUAGUGUUGAUGAGAACAUGAAGCAAACCCAACGUCAAGCAGCCCUGGGAGGCCCGAUGCCGGCUGGUAGCGAUGGUAGUGAGUUUGAAAUGGUCAAAGAGAUCCUCCUUGACACGAACGCCUACCUUUUAGCGACAACCGGCAUCGUCAGCAUCUUGCACAUGAUUUUCGAAGGUCUUGCUUUCAAAAACGAUAUUUCCCACUGGCGUAAGAAGAAGGAUGUCGUGGGAACGUCCCUGCGAACCAUUCUCGCAAACAUCUUCAUGCAAGGUGUGAUAUUUUUAUACCUGCUAGAUAACAGUGAAGGUACUUCUUGGAUGAUCCUUGCCGGUCAGGGAUUCGGCGUUGCCCUCGAGGCAUGGAAGAUCACCAAGACCGUAAAUGUCCGCAUUCGACGCCCCAGUUCCGGGUCUCGCUUUGCAUUCCUGCCGUACCAUGUUGUCUUCGAGGACAAGCAUACGCUCAGCGAGACGGAAAAGAAGACCAAGGAAUAUGACGAGAUUGCGUUCAAGUGGUUGUACAUCAUUGCGGUCCCGUUAUUGAUUGGAUACGCAAUCUAUAGCCUCGUAUAUGAGACCCAUAAGUCAUGGUACUCGUUUCUCAUUGAAACCCUGGUCGGUAGCGUCUAUGCCUAUGGAUUUUUGAUGAUGGUUCCGAGUUUGUAUAUCAACUAUCGCCUAAAGUCCGUGGCGCACAUGCCUGGAAAAGCUCUCAUGUACAAGUUCCUGAACACUUUUAUCGAUGAUCUUUUCGCUUUCACUAUCAAAAUGCCAACACUUCACCGUCUUGCGACACUGAGAGACGAUGUGAUCUUUUUCAUCUGGCUGUACCAGAGUUGGAAAUACAAAGUUGACUAUAAGCGAGUCAACGAGUUCGGUCAGGGCGGAGAAGAGGAUGAAGCUGAAGCGGAGGCGGAGGCGGAGGCGGAAAAGAAACAGGAUGGUAGUGCAGCCAACACGAGGGACCAGCCUGCAUCUGCGACUACCUCCACAGCGUCCCCAUCCUCUCAAUCCAAGUCGGCAAAGAGCUCGGCUCGGCGAAGAAAGUGAUGGGGAGUAAUCACGAAUGAGAUGCUGGGAUGGACAGGUUUUUACGCCUUUCGAGAUUGCAGGUUUGCUUCUUUUGUGUGUAUUCUGAUAGAAGGUAAUAGUCGGUUCAUAGAACGAUAAAUCUGGAUUCUCUAUGGGCGAAGGUUAUGUCCUGCAAAUUGUGAUCCAGAUCCGCUGGUAAGUACACAUAGAGUGCGGCCAGAAUACCACGUUGGCUGCCAGGAGUGACGCUUCCGUGGGAGUUGGCUAAGGAUUGUUGAAUUCAUCUCCAAACCAGCAGUGAUAUCAUUGAAAUAGUCAGUGGAUCUCGGUCAAUUUCAUCAAACCUGCUCAUACCAGAAUGGAAAUUGAGUUGGUCAUUCUGCCCCUGGGGAGGAGCAUUAAG
Molecule: messenger RNA, 2376 nt
Organism: Coccidioides posadasii C735 delta SOWgp
Lineage: Eukaryota; Fungi; Ascomycota; Eurotiomycetes; Onygenales; Onygenaceae
Cellular component (GO): membrane; endomembrane system
Source: RefSeq, a predicted model, not a curated record